UAACCAGGGGAUUUACUGGUGUUUGUCCGUUCAUGCAUGUUAAUGAUGUAAAGAGGAAGGAAGCCAAGGUCUUAACUGAUCUAUUUCUAUCUCUCAUCGUGACUGGCUGACAAACAUCGUUUCUCGAGGGUGGAAUCUAGCUGCUGAUGAGGCUUCACCACAGAGACGUGAGAAGCAAUGAUGGGUUUGAGAGAAGCAGCGAGUUGCUUUGUCAUCUUCCUUCUUUCUGUGUCAGGCACCCAUCCAGAAUAGAUGGCCAUGAUGUUGCAGUGGAGAAAACGUUCUGGUUUACUAAAGUGCAGGAUGGUCAACCUGUGGAUCUGAGAUCAGCCUCUGAGUACACAGGUCGUGUGAAGUAUGACUGUGGAAACCAGGCCUGCACUCUGACCAUCACAGACCUGAGAGACAGCGACUCUGAUGUGUACCAGUUCAGGUUCACAACAAACCAACCUACUGGGAGAUUUACUGGUUCACCUGGAGUCUCCUUGUCUGUCACAGGUGUCCAGGUGCUCACCACAAAAUUAUCAGCUUGCUGGAGGGAUGACUGUUCAUGGUCACGUGUGGAGUGUCAAACCAGUUGUUCUCCAACUCCCAGUCUGUCCUACAUCUGGUUCAAGAACGGACAAAAGACAUCGGGAGAAAAAUCUUAUAACGACUACUUUUAUUCAAGAGACAGUAUUUCCUGUGCUGUGAGAGGCCACGAGGAUUUCCCCUCUGCUCCAGUGUGUGAGUUUACUUCUUCCAAUGACCAAUGAUGUUCUGCUCUUUAACCUUCUGAGCUAAAACACUGACGAGAGUCAGAAAUGGACUUGAGGGCUGAUGCAGAGUAAAACAAAUCUGACACAUCAGCUGACAUAUCAUAUAUUAAAAGAACAUUGUCAUUGAUUCAUAAGAUGUUUGUUAUCACACCUUUAUGAUAAAUAUUCUGCAGUUGAACAAUGAAUUUGAAUGACUCCAAACUAGAGUGGGAGUAGCAGUAGAGCACAUUCCUCCACCAAGGCCCAACAGUCCAUUCAAUUCAAUCAAGCUGCUCUAUAUUUCACACACUCCUCGAUAUCAGGCCUCUAAAUA
Molecule: messenger RNA, 1071 nt
Organism: Pleuronectes platessa (European plaice)
Lineage: Eukaryota; Metazoa; Chordata; Actinopteri; Pleuronectiformes; Pleuronectidae
Exons: 3
Coding region: 147-755 (202 amino acids)
Source: RefSeq, a predicted model, not a curated record